UGCGCACCACCGAAAAGGGGAAAACUAAUAAAAUUGUUGCGAAAACAUAAGCUGACUCUGAGAACCACGCAAGAUUACCAACCAUUCCCACAGAGAAAUUAUUGUUUUGAAAUUUAAAAUGGCUUGUGUGCUUCAACUCUUUGGAAUUCUACUGAUAGUUUCAAUAGGAUUUACUAUUAGUGUUACCUUUAUUGAUGAUGAUCCUAUAGUAGACCUCUCCUUGGGUAAAAUCCAGGGAAGUACAAUGCAAAGCUUUCAGGGAAAAACAAUUUAUGCUUUUAGAGGCAUAAGAUAUGCCCAAGCCCCAGUGGGUCAGCUGAGAUUCUCCAAUCCCAUUCCCGAAAGUAGUUGGGGUGAUGAGGUUUUUAAAGCAACUUCAGACUCCCUAGUUUGUCCACAACCAGGAAUUUCCUUGCUAAUGAGUGAGGAUUGCCUUAAACUUAAUGUUUUCACCAAAAACUUUGAAAACAAAAAACCAGUGAUUGUUUAUAUUCAUGGAGGAGCUAAUGUCCUGGGAAGUGGUCACAGUAUCUAUGAAGCAGGUCCUCAAUAUUUACUAGACCAUGAUGUGGUUUUCGUGGCCUUUAACUAUCGUCUUGGAGCCCUAGGAUUUCUCAACACAAAUAGCAGUGAAACGAAGGGAAACUUUGGCUAUCUAGACCAAGUGAUGGCUCUUCAAUGGAUUAGAGAUCACAUUUCCCACUUUGGUGGCGAUCCUGAGUUGGUGACAAUUAUGGGAAUGAGUGCUGGUUCGAUGGCAGUCAGUCUGCACUUGGCUUCGCCCCUUUCCGCAGGACUCUUCCAUCGGGCAAUCCUCAUGAGCGGUUCGGCCACCAAUCACUUUGAUAUAGAUAACCUUUUUUGGUCACGAAAACUGGCUCGUGAAUUGGGUUGUCCCAUGUUUGAUCCCACGGAUCUGGUGGAGUGCCUUCGAAAUGAGAACUGGACACGCAUUGUGGAAAUCUGCAAGGCCUGGGAAAGCUACCAGUUUGUCAACAUGAAGUGGAACUAUGAAAUAGAUGGGUAUUUUUUGCCUAAACAUCCUACGAAACUCAUUGAGGAGGGAAAAUUUAACAAGGUGCCAUUGCUGAUCAGUUACACGGCCAACGAAUUGGAUUACUCUGCUUAUGUUCACUUGGAAAACGAGCCUUUACUCCAUGAUCUUGGCUCUAAUUUUGAGAAAUACGCUCCGGAGUUGUUUCUUUACAAUCAAAACGCAAUCAUAAGUCAAAGACUAAAGGAUUACUAUCUUGGCAGUAAUACUACUGAAAUUAAUUCUGACAAUAUUGAGCAAUUCGGUCGAAUAUUCUCUGAUGGAAUCAUUGGCCAUGGAGUCCAUCGUCUGGUUCAUUUGGCCAGGCAUUUUAGUCCAGUUUAUUAUAUGCGAACUGAUUAUGUGGGUGAGCGAACUGUUUCAGCUCCUUUGGAUGAGGAUAAUAAACCCCUUGGAGUGGCUCAUGCGGACGAUCUACAGUAUAUAAUGCCGAGUCUUUGGUAUGGCACCAUGAUGCCAGAAGGACAUUCGGAUAUUUUCAUGAUGGAGCGCUUAACCAGUUGGUUUACACACUUUGCCAAAACGGGGACACCCUUAAACAGCACCGGUGACUGGCCUCCCUGCAACUCAUCCGACCUGUGGAUGCUCUUCAACGGGGUGGCGACCCAGGUGGGUUCUCCCCUCGAUUCAGAUCGAUAUGCCGUCUGGGACGAACUGUUUCCCACGGCCGCCCGGAGCGGAGGUGCGGCCUGGAAACUCGGCGUUUGGGUCGGAGUCGCCACCGGAGUGGCCUCCCGGCUCAUCGGAAAAUUAAUGUAGCAAUUAGGUGUGGAAAAAGCUUAUCAAUAGGCCGUUUAGAUUACGCUAAUGACCUUCGACGCUUGCGCUCGCUUAGCGAGUUUGCUCGGCGCAACUAUUUACUUUGAUUAAUUAAUCAACAAAGGCGUGAGAUUUUCCCUGUUUCCACUGAGCGAGCUCAGCUUUUCUCGAGGGCAAUUAGU
Messenger RNA from Drosophila ficusphila, 1995 nucleotides. RefSeq names its product esterase E4. NCBI's taxonomy places the organism in Eukaryota, Metazoa, Arthropoda, Insecta, Diptera, Drosophilidae. The coding region runs from base 119 to 1813 and encodes 564 amino acids. The transcript has 4 exons. The record is from RefSeq and is a predicted model, not a curated record.